This is a messenger RNA of Maudiozyma barnettii, 1290 nucleotides long. RefSeq names its product Anr2p (gene ANR2). The coding region runs from base 1 to 1290 and encodes 429 amino acids. The record is from RefSeq and is a predicted model, not a curated record. The transcript has a single exon. Gene Ontology annotation, cellular component: lipid droplet. Lineage: Eukaryota; Fungi; Ascomycota; Saccharomycetes; Saccharomycetales; Saccharomycetaceae.
AUGUCAUCUCACAAUAGCUCCUCAAUAGUGGGGAUGUUUUUAUCCCAAUUUGAUAUGAAGAAAGGGAAUGUCAUAGUAUGGCAAAAAGAUUGCAAUAAUUUUAGGAACCUUGAAUUCAAGGCUUUACCGUCAGGAAUCCAUGAAUCCAGCGAUGAUGUGGUAAACUUCAUGGUUAUAGAUGAAAAACAUCCAACAAAAAGUUACCAUGGUAUUAGUUAUUUCUGUCAGAAUAGCUUUGAUCAAGAUAUAAGAGAAAAUGGUCAGAUUGAUAGGAGCCAAGUGAAAAUGUAUUCAUUAGGAUUUAUUAUAGAGGCAAAUGAGAUAGAGAUCGAUAAAUAUGUGGCUGAUCUCGAAUAUUUAUUGAAUGAUUGGUUACAAACUAACAAUUUUGAUACCUUUUCACAAUUCUAUGCUAAUCGUCAUAUACCAACGAAUAACCGACUGACCAGAAAGAAAAUGAUCGAAUAUCUCCCAUUUUGGAUUACAAAAUUUGGUCCUUUGAUAUUUACUGUAUGGAAGUCAUGUCUUGUAAAUAAAAGGAUCAUUAUUUUAAAUCCAGCUGGUGGCUCGUUUGACAUGUGUAACUCAUUAGCACUUUGUAUUUCAAAACUGUCCGACUGUUGUACUUCUACAAAUUCUCUUACUCCCCAAGAAUUACUUUACACGAUAGGAACUAUCGAUAUUGAUCAUUUAAUCGAUAGUGACAGAGGAUAUAUCGCAUGCACCAGUGAUGAAGUACUUGUAUACCGAGAGGAAAUCUAUGAUAUUGUUAUACGAUUACCAGCCAUAGGAUCCCUGGAAGACAUGAUACAACCAAGCUUCCCAAUAUCGAUACAAGAUAAUAAAGGUAACGAUAUAAAGGCAACACCCCACGAUUUAGAGACUUUUACAUUUUUCUUUAAUGGACAAAUUAAAUUGUCCACACAAAUGCAUAUCCAGACAGAACCACUCUCAUGGUUGCAAUUCCUAAUUGAUAAUUUCUACUACUGGUUAACUGCAGGAACUAUCAAACCAAGUUAUUAUCACGCCAUGAUGUUAAGAGGAAGCCCUGUUGAACUAGAUGGAACAAACCAUAUCUUAGAAUAUUUUGAAGAAAAGACAAAAUUGCUGUACCAGAAUUUAAAACUUCUUCUAUCAAAUGGAGAACAUAUACUCUCCCCUUCUGAUCUUCUUCCAUUAGAACUUGACUGUUUCAGUUAUCAAGACUAUCGUUUUGUGGAGCUGUUAGCUCUAAGAUGGUUCCAAAAAUCAAUCACAGUAAGUUCUUCAAACUAUUGGCGUUUGUUAUAA